Nomia melanderi (Alkali bee) is the source of this 2658-nucleotide messenger RNA. The record is from RefSeq and is a predicted model, not a curated record. NCBI's taxonomy places the organism in Eukaryota, Metazoa, Arthropoda, Insecta, Hymenoptera, Halictidae.
AGAGACUAGUACCUCGAGGAUUGGUGCCUGGUGUCUAUGAGGAUACUUCGGUCAUCUGAUAUUGACUUCAAGGGGGUAGUGGUUUAAAGUUCACAUACCGGACUAGGAAAACCCUUUUUCUCAGAUCUCGGCGAGUGAAUAGCGUCCCACCUGCUUCGGUACUAGUCAAGAAGCUAAAAAAAGUUUUGAAAAGUAAGCUCAGCGCUACCAACAGUCUACCACCACGGGACUCGUCAUCCCCAGGAGGUAACGGUGGCAAGGCUUCGGCCUCGGUCGAUUGAGCCUCAUCUCAAUCCCUCGUCCAUGGAGGCCAUCUAGUAAAACCUUCAGAUUUGUUACAAAAUUGAUUACAGUGUUGUAUGAACUUUAAAAAGUUUAUUUAAAAGUAAACCAUUAUUAUAAAUUAUAUUAAUGAAUAAUGUUGCAUUUUAAGUAUUUUUAAUAUAAGUAACAAAAAUUAGCGAUAUAGAAAAAUAAUAAGAUGGCGGCACGUAAAAGUAUGGCAAAUAAAUUAUUGGAUAAUCCUAUACGUACAACUUCACCUUCUUCAUCACCAUUACGACGGAAAUCAAUUUUGAUGCAAAAACCUGUUGUUCUUUCUUCUUUGGGAGAAAAUGAUGAUGAAGCAGAACGUUUGGCUCGUCGUCGUGAAAUUAAUGUUACUUCCAUGCCAGUAUCUACCACGAACACAUCUGAUAGAAGACGUUCCUUAGGUCUUAGCUUCUUGGCGAAUAUGCCAAGUACUCAAAUGGCGGAACGUAUAUCUCAGUGUAUAAAACUUGGUACAGAAAAUAAAAUCAAUCUUAAAAAUGCGUUUAGCUUGGAAAUGAUUGAUUUUAUGACAUACAUGAUCAAGAAACAAGAUGUCAAUAUGUCUAAUUUACAAAUAGCUAGUACAUCUUUAGAUGUAAGCACUAAAAUUUAUGGGUUUCGGGUUGAUGGUGUACAUAUGGACAUACUUAAAAUGGUUGGUGGAUUAGACAAACAAGGCAAAAGAAAUGAAAAUAUAGAGGAUAAUGGUAUGGAACAAAUGGAUACUCAAGCAGAAAACAAAAAUAACCAAGUACAGAAGCAAGAGAGAAAAAAGAAAAGAAAAUGUAAGCAACGAAUAUUUGCUACAGUGGAAGCUUUGAGAACGAAUGUUGAAACUGAAAAACCUUCUCUAAUAACUAUGGAAGCAGAUUUACAAACUGCAGACAUGUUGUACCAAGCAAUAUUGCCAAACCAUGUGACAUCUAGGUUUUAUUUCCAUCCGUACAGUGAUAUCUUAGUGGAUGCAGUAGAGCAUAAAGAAAUACAAGAUAAAGAUAUUGGUUGUGACAUUCCAAAGAUAAAAGACUUUUCACAAAUGCAAAUUUGUCCACCUAUGUUUUAUUUUGAUUUUCAAAGUUGGAAUGCGAAUGAUGAACUAGAGAAUCCUAAAGAAGAAAAAUCUAAUGAAGAUGCAUUUCAAUUUGAUCUGGAUGCAUUAUUACCAGAAGACAAUGAAUAUGCUGGUAGAACUUAUUUCGAUGUUGAAGAAAAUGAAGAGGAAAAUGUGGAGAGAUUUGUUGCAGCGACAAAUCAAGUAGAAAAUAUUGUAGACUUUCGAGAAGUUUUAACCACUACUUUACCAUCUAAAACAUCAGAAUAUACAUUUAUUCAAAAAAAUUUGAAUAUACAUUGGACAGGCCCAUCCCAUUGGAAAAUUACCAACUUUAAAAGAGGUAACAGUAAAAUAAUUCAAAUGUGUUGUCAAGCACAAAAUAAGAAGAGAAAAGAAAUAGAACUGCAUUAUGACGAUGAAAUAGUGGAAAGCAUAAAAGCUAAAUUUCAGCCAAGUCAAGCAGUUAAAAUGCAUACUAGAACUGCUAGAAAUGAAUGGAACGAGGAAAUAUUAACGCUACCACCAGAUGAGCACUACGAUAUUGCACAAGCUAAUAAACUGUAUCUUCAUGAAUCAAUAUUUGCAUCUGAAAGUACAGCAAAAAUAAACACUGCACGUUUAAGCGAUAGUAUAGAAAAUUGUAAUUAUAAUUGUGAAAAUGACAUAUCAAAUUAUUGUCCUGAAACAAAUGAUGAUCAAUAUAAAAGUUCGGAAGAAAAUAAUACAGCUAAUAAUGGCAAUAGGCUCAAAGAUAAGUCUUUAAUGCCAUCGCAGCCUUUUACAGGCGAUAAUUUAGUUGCCAUGCCUAAAUUGACAAAUAAAGUACCUAUUACAUACUGUGUACGUGCAAAAAAGGUUGACAUGAGACAAUUAAAAAAAUCUAUUUGGAAAUGUUUAAAUACAAACAGUGAAAAACAAAAUGAAAGUUUAGACACAAUAGAUACAGUCUUACAAAAUUUAAGUAAUAAAAUGAGUGGUUGUAAACAAUUCAGUAAUGUAUAUAAAAGACUACCAACUUUAUUAACGAAAACUAACUCAGAAGCAUUAAGUUUUCCAAUUUCCUUUGUGUCCCUUUUACAUUUAGCAAAUGAAAAAUCAUUGAAAGUAAUUUCUUCACUUGAUAUGAGUGACCUUACUGUGGAACAAGAUUGAUUAUAUAGUUGAUUGUAAAAUAAAUAUCUACAAAUGCUUAUAUGUGAAAUGUAUUAUAAAUAACAAGCGGAAAAAUAAACCGAUAUUUUAUUUAUAUUAGAAAAUUGUAAAUUGAAAAUGUAAAAUGAUUAUUAUAUUUU